CCGAUAUCAAUCUUCGUAACUUUCUUCGACAAAAAUGCGGUGAUACAAGCAUAACUCAAAAACUUAAAAUAUUGCAUGAUAUUGCCGACGGCUUAGCAGGCAUCCAUAAUAAUGGAUUUGUGCAUCGUAAUCUACACCCUGGAAAUGUAGUUGCCGAUAUAGAUACUUGGCAAAUAGCUGAUGUCGGGUUAAUUGGUCCAUGCGAUCGACAACCUGGCUCUCAAAUAAUAGGGGUCUUACCAUAUCUUGCACCGGAAGUGCUUCUCUAUGGUCAAUAUUCAGAACAAGCAGAUAUAUAUAGUUUAGCGAUGAUAAUAUACGAAAUGAUGAUGGGCCAAAUGCCAUUUUGGGAUCAAGCUCAUGAUGCAAAACUGGCUGAAGAAAUUUGUAAAGGUUUGAGGCCUGAGAUACAUAAAUCAGUUCCUCAAAAAAUGGCAGAAUUUUUAAGACUUUGUUGGCAUGAAGAUCCAAAGAAACGACCUACCGCUGAAAAAUGCAAAGAAUUAUUUGCGGGUUGGACCAUCCAUAAAAUAAUGUAUGAUUUCAAAUUGAAUAAUGGAGAGACAUAUUCACAAAAGCACCCACAAGCCGUAUAUACAAGUCGGCAUUUUCAUUUUGAGAAUCUUGUUGGUAUUAAUAAGAAUAAUCCUAAUUUGAGAGUCAAUAAUAAACAAAGCUUAAGUGGAAACCUUGGUAAUGGAAAUGUAAUUGAGCAUUCUUUGCAACUUUCUUUUUCCGGAGACAGUCCAAUUGAUGUAUUAGCAUUCGAAACAGUUACAGAUUUAGAGGCAUAUGCACCUGAUAUAAAUACGAUUAAUGAAGAAGAUGUCAAAAAAUCAGAGGACUGCAACAAAGAAACCACAACCGACACUACUUUUCAAAGUUAUGAUUUAGGUAAAUGCCCUGGUUGCACUACCAAAUACAAAGAAGAACGAUGGUGUCGAUUAUGUACACAGAAAAAUCUUGAGAUUGAAUUCAAACAAUGGACGAGUGAAAAUCCAUUGAUCGAUGAAUGUAUACGAAAUGCCCAAUUAUCUGCAACCAGUGCUAACCAAUUGAUUGAAUGGAUACCAUACGAAAAGUUUAGUAAAAUAAUCAAAAUUGGUCAUGGAUGCGCCGGUGAAGUUUACUCUGUUCAAUAUUUAGAAGGAUUUAAGGUCGGAUGGAACGCGAAUGGAAAUACAUGGGAUAAAUUAAUUGAGCCCGAUGGAAAAUUUGCUUUAAAAACCAUACCAAAUUCCGUUUAUAUAACAGAAGAUUGGCUAAAGGAGGUGAUCAGUGGAAUUACAAGUAAUAUACCGGAAAUGAUAAAUUAUUACGGAAUCACACGAAAUCCCGACAAUGGAAAUUUAAUGGUUGUAAUGAAAUAUGCGCAAGACGGAAACCUACGUGAUUAUUUACGUAAAAAUUUUGAAGAAAUGACCUGGGAAGAUAAAUUCGAUAUGCUCCAACGAAUAGCUAAUGAUAUUGCAGAAGAACAAUGGAAAACGUCAAGAAAUCCUUCAGUCGUUUCAUUACCAGGUAGAUUGAAUAGCUCUGGACCGAUGACGCCUACUGAAAAUUCUACCUUUAUAUUAAGUCAUUCCGUGAAUUUGAGUCUUUCACUGCCAUCUGUUCAUACAAAAGCUCGACCAUAUGCUCAAUAUCAACAUACAGCAGCUAUUUAUGAAAGUAGAAAAUUAUAUUUUCCGGAUGUAAUGGAAGAAAAGGAAAAAUUUGAAUAUUCGACUGCCCAACUAGAGGGAAAAAGACUUUCUAUAAGACCGAAUUUUCCUGAUAGUGAAACCACAAAAUAUUCCCGUAAUACCGAUAGUCCCGAUAUAUUAUCGAUAAAUUCAUUGGAAUUCGAUGUCGGCGCCACUAAAAUUGAUCCGACUGAAUCCUUAACAAUGAGACAUCAUAUGCGUCGUAUCUCAAAUGUUAAAAUGGGUGAAUUGGAGCCGAUGUCUCCAAUGGUUGAUAUAAAUAUCGAUUCACCAAUUAUGGAGAAGAAUGAGCUGUUUGGCACGCAAGUUAAAGAUGCGGAAAGAACAGAAUAUUCAUUAUAUGAAGAAAAAGAGAAUAAUGAAAAAAUAGGAGAGAUACAGCAACCAAAGAAAUCAAAAAACAAAGAUAAAAAGAAGAAAAAUCAAAAAGAGAAUGAUGAAGGAUUUGGCACAUUUUGGGGUUCGACGAGACAUAGAAGUAAUAGCGAUAGUAUUGAUUCGCAAGCUUUACCAUCACAUGACCAGAUCCUUGCAUUUUUUUCAAAUUCAAUAAAAAUACAGCAAAGUGAUGUUGAGAGUACAAAUGAAGAUCAAAUUAAAGAAUCUGACUUUAAGAAACGACCAAAACUACGUAGAUAUUCUUCUUUAAGUACCUUGUCAGGUGAAGAAUUAGAUACAAAAAGAAAACGUGAUAUGGAAAGGGGUCCAUUCACAUCAAAUCUCGCUGAAACUAUGGAAGAAGAUGAAGUAUUACAAGAACGUCGAAGACAACUAUUUGGCAAUUGCGGUACAUGUAAUAACCCUAAUACCGAUUUUGAUUUUUGCCACGAUUGCCGAAUGUUAGAUGAUAUUUUAUUGUUUUACGAAUCGGUUAGUGACGAUGAAGAUGAAAAAGAAAAAGCAAUUAAUUUAUUUUAG
Ambispora leptoticha is the source of this 2624-nucleotide messenger RNA. The record is from the annotation of a GenBank genome assembly. Lineage: Eukaryota; Fungi; Glomeromycota; Glomeromycetes; Archaeosporales; Ambisporaceae.